Messenger RNA from Halichondria panicea, 1204 nucleotides. RefSeq lists its product as uncharacterized. Lineage: Eukaryota; Metazoa; Porifera; Demospongiae; Suberitida; Halichondriidae. The transcript has 2 exons. The record is from RefSeq and is a predicted model, not a curated record. Bases 107 to 1204 code for a protein of 365 amino acids.
CGUUUUAAGUGUUGGUGUCAAACUAGAAGCAGCAAAGCAGCUAGUAUACUGAUACUGCAUUAAUUGUAUUUAAAUAUGCUUGUAAUCUUAUAGUAUCGGAGAGAACAUGCACUGCACCUGGUUGGUGCUGCUACUGACCCUAGCUACUGUUACCAGGAGUGAGCACUAUCACAUUGUGCCAGUGGAUUCAACCGACUUGUGUCAUGACUAUCAAAAUGGAACUUGUUUCACUCUCGAGCAGCUUGUUCAAACAGCCCUGUUAUCUGGUGGAGACAAUCUCACCUUGAGCUUUCUACCUGGAGAUCAUAUAUUAAGUGAAAUGCUUUACAUUUGUAAUUUCACAGAGGUGAUUAUUGCUGGCCAAAAUGCCACCAUCAGUUUGAACAAUUCUGGUAGAGUGCAGUUAUCUAAUAUCAGUGCAUUGAGUAUUGAAGGUUUGCAUUUCACUGGAGCAGGUGAUGAAAGUAGUUCAGGCUACAUGAACAUUUCUCAAUGCAAUAUGGUAGACUUGAAAUUGCUGAAGUUGGAAGCUUGUACACUCGGGAUCACUCGUACGGUAACUGUGACGAUUGAACAAGUUCUCUUCGUGAACAACACUAGCACUGACAGAGCAUUGAUGGUUGAAGCUGAUAAUGUGUACAUUGAAAAGAGCGACUUCUUCAGUAACGAUGGUGGUGCAGCUUACAUUCACUCAAAUCAAACUGUUAUUAAUGGUUCAAAGUUCAAUUCUAAUACUGCUACAAUGGGGGGAGCAGUGUUUGUGGUCUCUGCAAGUGUGACUAUCAGUUGGAGCAACUUUACAAAUAAUAUUGCUGAAAGUGGUGGAGCAAUUAGAUCUAUCGCCUACAAAAGUAAUUUGUUCAUUUCCAACUGUGCGCUACUGAACAAUAGUGCUAUUGUUGGUGGAGCAAUUAAUAUCUGGUUUGGGAGUGUCUCAAUCUCCGACAGUGAGCUAGCGUACAACAGUGCUGAAAAAGCAGGUGGAGCGAUUUUGAUUUUUGAUGGAGAGUUACUAAUAUCCGAUAGCAAGCUAACAAACAACAAGGCACCCUCUGGUGGAGCGAUUGGACUUUACAUGGGUAAUGCAUCUAUCUUGAGCUGUAAUAUAACGGACAAUGAAGCUGUAGUUGGUAAUGGAGGAACUAGUCUUCCUACUAGCGCUGGUGGAGCAAUUUUGUGUUUUUUGUUGUUGGUGGCACUGUGA